CUCACUUGCCUCUGCAGACUUGGCCACGGCCAUACGCGGCCCUGUGAUGGAUGCGCUGGGAAGAGGCAUUGAGCAACCAGGCGCUGCCGCCGGUGGUGUCCCUCACCUUGGCCCUCAGAGGCGCCAGCUGGCGCCGAGCCCUGCAGUGCUUGCGCCUGGGCCGCCUUGCGCGGAUCCGCGCGGACACGGUGCUGCUGGGCGCGUGCGCGGCUGCUUGCGGCAAAGUCCGCUGGCAGGCCACGCUGGAUCUGGUUGCCGGGCUGCCGUCGCACCCGCUGGCCUCCAGUGGGGUGGCGCUGAACGUCGCCGCCCAGGCGUCGCCUUGGCAAAGGGCACGCCAGCUGCUAGGAGCCUUCGGGUCACACCUGCGUUUGGACGAGGUCUCCAUCAGCGCCAGCCUGCGCUCGGGCUGGGCGGACGCCUGCCGCUUGCUGCAGGGUUGCAGGCAGAGUGCCUUGGAAACCAACGUAGUGCUCUGCUCGCUGGCCCUAGACCCGUUGGGCCCCUGGCUUCUCGCCUCCGCCUUGCUCCGCGGCUGGCAAAGCAGCGGCCUGCGCUUGGAUUUGGUGGCCUAUGGGGGCGCCAUCUCUGCCGUGGGCGCGGCGUGGAAGGAGGCUUGGGCCUUGCUUCACCUCCUCCGGCCGCGGACGCUGGCACCCAACGCCAUUUGCACCACGGCGGCGCUGUCCGGCGCCGGCGGAUGGCCCUGGGCGGCUGAGAUGUUGCAGGCCAUGGGCCGCUGGUCCCUGCGCUUGGACCCUGCAGCCUUCGCUGCAGCGGGCGGCGGUUCCACCUGGGCGGCGCCUUUGGGACUCUUGACGGAGCUGGGGCAGCGGUCGCUGGCUAGCAGCCUUGCCAAUGUCAACCUGGCGCUCACGAGUUUCCGAACCGCCUGGCCCAGUUGCCUGGCGCUCGCCCAGUCCCGGCAACUCGGCGAGCUGGACGAGGUGAGUCGGGGUGCGCUGGCUGCUGCGCUGGCAACAGGCUACGACUGGGUCAAGGCACUCUGGCUUUUGCGAAGCCCACCGAGGAGCUCGCCGAGCGCGACGGAAGCAACCACCAACGCCGCGCUGUCCGCGCUGGCGCGGGCGCAACGCUGGCGCCGGGCCGUGCAGGUUCUGGCAGGAGGGCAUGCACUGGACGGGGUGGGCUUUGACAUGGGCGUGGCGGCCUGCCAGAACUGGCUGCAGAGCUUGCAGCUGCUGGACUGGACGGGCCUCAGCCGCUUCGCGCCGUGCACAGAGGCCCUGAGCAGCGCGCAGCUGGGCCGAGCCUUGCGUCUGGCACUAGAGCUGCCACACGCAGAUGCCGCAGCCCUGGAGCGACUGGCGCAGGUCUUGGCCCGCGCCGACGCUGCAAGUCUGCGGGCGCUGGGGACAAACAUGUGUGCAGCAUUGAGGUCGGGCUCGGAUGUGCAGAUGACGCGCUGCUCCAACACUGCCGCGGUUUUCACGGACCGCCUGGUGAACCUCAGCAGCGUGGAGAAGGAUGCCGAGCUCCAGGCAAGGAAGCUGACAGAGGAUGAUGUCCUUGUUCUCGAGGCGGAGGCGGUGCUGGCCAAGGCGCUGAAGCGCUUGGAAUCAGGGCAGCCGGCACAGGCCAAGGAGCUGCGAGAGAGCGAGGUCUUCCAAGACGUGCUGCGGUACACCGAGCUCUUCGACUCCGCCCGGGCCACCCUGCAGCCAACCAGGUUCAAGAAAGUUUGGUCCCGGCCGGAUGCGGAAUUCUACGUACGCUCCGCCCCCGGGGCCUCCUGGUUUGAGUACAAGAUUGUGGCACAGAUUGAGCAGAGCCUCGUGAAUUGCAUGGCUCCGCUACACGAGCGGGAGCUGAUUUUGAAGUACCAGCCGGUCUUUGUGGAGCCGCACAGAGACCUGCUGCCCCCCAGGCCCCACCACGCCUUAGUCAGAACUCUGGCCCGGAUCAUGGGCUUCUACAUCGAGACCGUCUUCGAGCUGUUGCGGAUCUCCAACCGCGACUUCGGCUUCCUCGUGGAGAUCGCCAAGUCCGACUUUCCAGUGAAGGGAGAGCUGAAGCUGCCGCGGCGACCCUUCUGGAGCAAACGCAUCGAGGUGGACACGAAGAAUCUGUGGCUCCCGCGGGGCGGCAACGAGACAGGCACCAUCGUGGUCUCAGUGAGCCGCGUGCAGGUGGGGGUGCCGAUCCCCUCCAGUGCCUUGAGAUUUCUGGGCAACAGCUUCGUCAAGUCCAUCCUCGGCAACAUCAAGCGUGGCUGCGCGCUCAGCUCCGACGAAUCCAGCCCCUGGAACAAGCGCAUCAAGCGAGAUGCCGAUGGCUUCUACCGGGAGCUGGCCACUGUGGAGGACGCGGCCAAGAACCGGCGCAGCCUCUCGGUGUCGGAGCUGCCCGGGGAGGAUAUCUUUGACCGGCCCUGGCGGCUGACGUCCUAA
Effrenium voratum is the source of this 2411-nucleotide messenger RNA. NCBI's taxonomy places the organism in Eukaryota, Dinophyceae, Suessiales, Symbiodiniaceae. The record is from the annotation of a GenBank genome assembly.